Molecule: messenger RNA, 951 nt
Organism: Lemur catta (Ring-tailed lemur)
Lineage: Eukaryota; Metazoa; Chordata; Mammalia; Primates; Lemuridae
Gene: LRRC30
Product: leucine rich repeat containing 30
Exons: 1
Coding region: 46-951 (301 amino acids)
Molecular function (GO): protein binding
Source: RefSeq, a predicted model, not a curated record
CCCAGCCUCGGGGUGGCCGGGAGAGUGCUCGGGAGGGAAGGCUCCAUGGGGGCCAGGCAGUCACGGGCCAGCUCCAGGGACAAGGGCUCCAAGAGGAUGCUGCUCCUGGGGAGGAGGCAGAAGUUUUCUCCGUGGGACGACACCCUGCUCUCGGGAAGGGACCCGCGGUCUCUGCUGAAGCGGGGCAUGUGCCACGUCAGCUUCAGCCUGGUCACCAAAGGAAUGACAGACAUCCCCGACUUUCUGUGGGGCUUGUCUGAGGUCCAGAAACUCAAUCUGUCUCACAAUCGACUCCGGGUGCUCCCUCCCGAGGUGGGGAAACUGACUCGGAUCGUGGUCCUGAACUUGUGCGGGAACCACCUGAAGAGUCUGCCCCGGGAGGUCAGCCUCCUGCAGAGCCUCAAGGUCCUGUUUGUCAACAUGAACUGCCUGACCGAGGUGCCGGCCGAGCUGAGCUUGUGCAGAAACCUGGAAGUCCUGAGCUUGUCGCACAACUGCCUGUCCCAGCUGCCCGCCAGCCUCGCCGACCUUUCCAGGCUGAGGAAGCUGAACCUCAGCAACAACUACUUUGCUCACAUCCCCAUUUGUGUGUUCUCGCUGAAGGAGCUGGAUUUCUUGCACGUGGGCUCCAAUCGCCUGGAAAACAUCGCCGAGAGCAUCCAGUGCCUGGCCAGCCUGCAGAUCUUCAUCGCGGAGAGCAACAACAUCCACUCCUUCCCGAGGUCGCUCUGCCUCAUCACGAGCCUGGAGCUGCUGAACUUGAACAACAAUGACAUCCAGACCCUCCCGGACGAGCUCUACCUGCUGCGCAGACUGGUCAAGAUCGCGUGGAACCCCAUGGACAAAGGGCUGCACAUUUCCCACAAUCCUCUGGCCAAGCCCCUGCCGGAGCUGGUGGAGGGGGGCCUAGAGAUGCUCUUCGGCUACCUGAAGGACAAAAAGCACAGCUGA